Molecule: messenger RNA, 1673 nt
Organism: Helianthus annuus (common sunflower)
Lineage: Eukaryota; Viridiplantae; Streptophyta; Magnoliopsida; Asterales; Asteraceae
Product: probable galacturonosyltransferase-like 9
Exons: 1
Coding region: 500-1537 (345 amino acids)
Cellular component (GO): Golgi apparatus
Molecular function (GO): glycosyltransferase activity
Source: RefSeq, a predicted model, not a curated record
GGUGAAGUGGUUUGAGAGAGAUUUGGUAUUCUAAGGGAUUCAAGUUUGAUUCUUGCUCUCUCUAUUAUUUUAUGUGUCAUUUGGUGAUGAUGGAAGACUAAGCGAGUAGGCGGAGAUCGCUAGUUCGAUUCUUGAACUGAGCGGGUUUUACCUCACCGCACUGUCGUGUCUUCGGGCGAGUGUUCACGGGCUUCGGCCCUAGGUGAGGGUUUUCCCCGGUUCAGAGACGAGUGUAUCCCGAUGUGGUGAAUUCCGCCAAUAACCUAUUUGAAGGAUUCGUUGUCCGUUAAAAAAGACAUACUCGAAUCUUCACCAACUUUAAAAUUCCCAAUUUUCAAACCAACCCUUCAACUAUCCAACAUUUCCCAUUUCACCCCUCCACGUCCCAAACCAACCACGUUCCCACUUUUCAAUAUACAUACAUCAUAUGUUACAUACACACAGACCCUCUUCAUAGUUCAUCAUCCUCAAAUAACAAAACCUUUUAAACUUUUAUGAUAUGCUUCGGUAUCAAUCUGUUCCAGCUUUUGUUCUAAUAAUUUCUCUACAGUGUCUCCUCUACACAAGUGCAAUCCGUACAGUUCCCGAAUCACCGAUCACCGAUUACAUCGAAGCACCGGAGUACCGAAACGGGUAUCAAUGUUCGGGUCGGGUCAUGAUCCACGUAUCCAUGACGCUUGAUUUCAACUACUUGAGAGGAUCCGUAGCUGCAGUUCACUCAAUUCUCAAACACACUUCAUGUCCUGAAAAUAUCUACUUCCAUUUCAUCGCAUCCGAAUCGAAAUCGCCUAAACCCGAAGACUUGACCCGAAUUGUUAGAUCCGUAUUUCCGUUUCUGGGUUUCACGGUUUACCGGUUCGAUGAUCGGGUCGUGAAGGGAUUGAUAUCCGGGUCGGUUCGUGAAGCACUUGAAGACCCGUUGAAUUACGCGCGAAAUUAUUUGGGUGAUAUACUUGACCCGAGUGUGACCCGGGUGAUUUAUUUGGAUUCGGAUGUUAUAGUUGUUGAUGAUGUAAUAAAGCUUUGGUCGGUGUCGUUGACUUCGUUGACCGGGUCACCGGUCAUCGGGGCUCCGGUUUAUUGUCAUGUGAAUUUUACGGGUUAUUUUACGGAUAGGUUUUGGUAUGAUCCGGAUUUGUCGGGUGUGUUUGAAGGGAAGAGGCCGUGUUAUUUUAACACGGGCGUGAUGGUGAUGGAUUUGGUGAGGUGGAGGAGAGAGGGUUACAGAACUAGAAUUGAGAAAUGGAUGGAGGUUCAGAAGACUGAAAGGAUAUACGAAUUGGGGUCGCUACCGCCGUUUUUGUUGGUGUUUGGUGGUGAUGUGGCGGAGAUUGAUCACCGGUGGAACCAGCAUGGGCUCGGUGGGAAUAAUAGGGUUCAUAGUUGUAGGUCGUUGCAUCCGGGCCCGGUUAGUUUGUUGCAUUGGAGCGGGAAGGGGAAGCCGUGGGCGAGGCUUGAUGCGGGUGAUCUGUGUCCGGUUGAUGAGCUUUGGGCGCCUUAUGAUCUUUAUAGACACUCUAGACAACAAUUGAGAUGAUGAUGAAUUAGGGGUUGUGUUAUGUUUAUUGUAGUUUGAUUCAUUAUUUGUUGUAUAUUUUGUUUAAAUUUUGGCCUAUAGGGAUUCUUUUUGUAUAUCUAUAAUUGAAUAUGAGUAAAGAUACUAUUUUGUGUUA